GGCCUUGCAGGGCAGGGUUCCACUGCAUUCAAGCAGCAGCUGUCCCCAACCCCACUGAUGGAAUCACAGGAGACCUCUGUCCUCCAGGCCACUUUUGUCCCAAAGGCAGCCCCAGACCCACUCCAUGCCCUCCAGGCUCUCUCCUGCCCAUCCCUGGGGCCAUGUCUCAGGAGGAUUGCCAGCCAUGCCCAGGUGGCUGGUUCUGCUCCAGGGCUGGCCUGAGCUUCCCAGAAGCCCCAUGCAAAGGAGGCUGGUUCUGCCCCAGGGCCUCUGUCUCUGGGCACAGUCCAGGGACUCUCUGCCCUGUUGGGCACUCGUGCCCCCCAGGCAGCCUGGAACCCCAGCUCUGCCCCCCAGGGCAGUAUCAGGAUGAACCGGGACAGAGCCUCUGCAAGAUAUGCCUGGCUGGAAAGUUCUGUUCCUUCAGGAUCCAGAGACCAGGCACCAGGCCUACUUGGCCAGUGAACUGUCCUCCUGGCUACUACUGCCCUUUGGGUACCUGGAGCCCCACCCAGCACCCAUGUCCCAGGGGCACCUUCCGAGAAUGGCCUGGCGCACGCAGUGCUAAGGAUUGUAGGCCUUGUCCUGCAGGACAGUUCUGCUCAGAUUCAGGGUCCGGAAAACCCUUCCCAGAUGGGUUAUGCUCACCAGGUUAUUAUUGUCCUCCUGGCCAGACUUCAGCCACCCCUACAUCUUUCCGGUGCCCCCGUGGCUUCUACUGUCCAGAGGGAUCUCCCCAGCCAAGGGCCUGCGAGAACGGAACAUUCCAGCCCCAGGAGGCCAAGGGGUCUUGUGAGCCAUGCCCUGCAGGAUUCUACUGUGAAGCCUCAGGCACAGGUCCCAUGGCUGGUGGCCCCAACCUGUGCCUCCAGGGCUACUUCUGUCCCCCCGGCUCCCAUUCAGCCACGGCCAACCCGUGCCCUCGGGGGACAUUUGGGCCCAGGCGAGGGGCCAGUGCAGAGCUGGACUGUGAGUUGUGCCCAGCAGGGAUGUUCUGCUCAUCAGAAGGGCUGUCCCAGCCAUCAGGGCUCUGCCACGUGGCCUACUACUGCACAGGAGGAGCAGUGUCUCCCACCCCCCUCAGACACAAGGUGGAGGCCCCGGGACUUUCUGGGAAUGACAUCUGCCCACCUGGCUUCUUCUGUCCCAGGGGAACAGGCUUCCCAGUGCCAUGCCUGCCUGGGUUUUACUCCUCUGCUCCAGGCCUGGCCAGUGAGGACCAGUGCCUGCCGGGCCCCCCAGGGCACUACUGCAGCCAUCCUGGGCUGUCCCAUGCCAUGGAGGCAGAGCUCUGCGAUGCAGGGUACAUCUACCUGGGAGGAAGUGCUGUGCCCUCACCUUCUGACGGAACCCAUGGCUACAGAUGUCCCCCUGGCUCCCACUGUCCCCCAGGGGCUCAGAGCGAGCAGCCCUGUGAGCCUGGCACUUUCAGCCCGUUGCCUGGGGCUGACACCUGCCUGCCCUGUCCAGGGGGCACCUACUGCCAAAAGGCUGCUACUGUGAAACCCACCACCUGCCCCAAAGGUCACUAUUGCCCAGGAGGGACAUCCUCCGCUCUUCCCUGCCCUGAGGGAACCCUGAACCCACGGGAAGGUGCUCUCUCUCCUAGGGCCUGCCAGCCCUGUCCUGCAGGGAGGUAUUGCCCUGGGGAGGGCAACGGGCAGACUGAAGGACCCUGCUCAGCUGGUUACUACUGUGAGGGGGGAGCUGCCAGCCCCACUCCCCAGAGAAAAUCUGCCUUUCCCCUCAAUGGACCUUGCCCCCAAGGCCACUACUGCACCCAGGGGACUCUGUACCCUGUGCCCUGCCCCAUGGGGACAACAAGGAGCAGCCCAGGUGAGCAUCUGCCCUGUGUUUCCCAUCCCCUCCCAGCUAUGGGUCCCUCCUCCUUCAAACUCCCAACUUUAACACCCUAGACACAAACAGCACAAUGGGAACAUCUGUUUGUCACGGUCUUUGGGGUUCCCACUGGGGUGGACUUGAGUCUGUGGGAAGGCUUGUGCCUGCGAGUUGAUGUUAGGGCUUCUUGUCCCCGG
Messenger RNA from Lutra lutra (Eurasian river otter), 2036 nucleotides. RefSeq names its product sushi, von Willebrand factor type A, EGF and pentraxin domain-containing protein 1-like. The transcript has 11 exons. The record is from RefSeq and is a predicted model, not a curated record. Lineage: Eukaryota; Metazoa; Chordata; Mammalia; Carnivora; Mustelidae. Bases 162 to 1916 code for a protein of 584 amino acids.